UUUGGUGCAGAAAUGUAUCGCAUCAUGACAAAGUAUUCUGGCUCUCUCUUAUUGCAGAAGAAAUAUAAAGAUGUGGAACCAACUCUGAAGAUCCAAGAAGUGGAUGGAUUGGAUCUGGUGAAAAAGUUCUCUGAAGAGAUGGAAACCAUGCUCCGCAGAAAAGUUGUAGCUGUUGAGCGGUUGGUCGAAGCAGCUGAAGAUGCUGAUCUCUACCAUGAGUUCAAUGCCUCACUGGUGUUUGACUAUUACAACGCUGUUAAGAUUAAUGAAAAGGAUGAAAACGACAAUUACGUGGAGCUCGGGAAUGAGUUCAUCCUGGAGCCUAAUGAGCACUUCAAUAACUUGCUGGUGAACACAACUUACAGUGACAUACAGCUUCCAACUAAUGUCUACAACAAAGACCCUGAUAUUUUGAAUGGAGUUUAUAUGUCUGAAGCAUUGAAUCCUAUCUUUGUUAACAAUUUUGAAAGAGACCCGACGCUCACUUGGCAAUACUUUGGCAGCUCUACAGGCUUCUUCAGACUUUAUCCAGGGAUAAAAUGGGUGCCGGAUGAAAAUGGAGUCCUCUCCUUUGACUGCAGAAAUCGAGGCUGGUACAUCCAGGCGGCCACGUCACCCAAAGAUAUCAUGAUUGUUGUAGACAUCAGCGGAAGCAUGAAGGGCCUGCGAAUGACCAUUGCAAAACACACCAUCGUCACCAUUUUGGAUACACUGGGAGAAAAUGACUUUGUCAAUGUCAUUGCCUACAAUGAUUAUGUUCAUUACAUUGAACCCUGUUUUAAGGGUAUCCUUGUUCAAGCAGACAGAGAUAACAGAGAGCACUUCAAGCAGCUGGUGGAUGAGUUGCAAGCAAAAGGAGUAGGGACAGUGAACAAGGCUCUGACAGAAUCCUUCAAAAUUCUGAGGGAGUUCAGAGAUGCUGGUCAAGGAGGCCUUUGUAACCAAGCCAUCAUGCUGAUUACUGAUGGAGCCAUGGAAGAUUAUGAAAUUGUGUUUGAAAAAUACAACUGGCCUGAUCGCAAGGUCCGUGUUUUUACGUAUCUUAUUGGGAGGGAAGUCAGUUUUGCAAAGAAUGUGAAAUGGAUAGCAUGUAACAACAAAGGCUAUUACACACAUAUAUCCACUUUGGCUGAUGUCCAGGAGAAUGUAAUGGAAUACUUGCACGUACUCAGUCGGCCAAUGGUUAUCAAUCAUGAUCACGAUAUCAUAUGGACUGAAGCCUACAUGGACAGUGCGCUCUUUGCAUCUCAGGCUCAAAGCCUUCUGCUAAUGACGACAGUGGCAAUGCCAGUUUUCAGUAAGAAGAACGAAACGAGAUCUCAUGGCAUUCUUCUAGGUGUGGUGGGCUCAGAUGUUCCUUUGAGGGAACUCCUUAAGUUGGCUCCACGGUACAAGCUGGGUGUCCAUGGAUACGCUUUUCUAAACACUAACAAUGGCUACAUUCUGUCUCACCCGGACCUUCGUCCAUUGUAUAAAGAUGGGAAGAAGCUGAAGCCCAAACCAAAUUACAACAGUGUUGAUCUUUCUGAGGUGGAAUGGGAAGAUUUGGAUGAAGUACUACGAACAGCAAUGAUCAAUGGGGAAACCGGUUACCUCUCAAUGGAUGUAAAGGUGCCUGUGGAUAAAGGGAAACGUGUUUUGUUCCUCACUAAUGAUUACUUCUUCACGGAUAUCAGUGACACACCGUUUAGUCUUGGAGUUGUUCUAUCACGAGGUCAUGGAGAAUACAUCCUCCUUGGGAACACGUCAGUGGAAGAAGGUUUGCAUGAUCUUCUACAGCCGGAUUUGACCUUAGCCAAUGAAUGGAUUUAUUGCAUUACAGAUAUUGAUCCAGAUCACAGGAAGCUCAGCCAGUUGGAGGCUGUGGUCCGCUUCCUCACAGGAGAAGAACCUGAUCUAGAAUGUGAUGAUGAGUUAGUCCGAGAGGUGCUCUUUGAUGCUGUAGUAACUGCGCCCAUGGAAGCCUACUGGACAGCGUUGAUUCUCAACUUGUCUGAAAACAGUGAGAGGGAAGAGGGAGUGGAGAUGGCCUUCAUGGGAACUCGGGCUGGCCUCAUGAGGAGUACCUUGUAUGUUGGAACUGAGAAGCUUUCUAACAGGAAAUUCUUGACCAGGGAAGAUAAGGAGAGUAUUUUCACCAUGGACCACUUCCCCCUGUGGUACCGUAGAGCUGCUGAACAUCCUUCAGGGAGCUUCAUUUACAGCAUUCCUUUUGAAGAAACUUCAGGUAACUUGCAUGUGGUAACCGUGAGCACAUCUGUGACUGUGACUGUGGGUGGGAAGACCGGACUCGCAGCAGCUGUGGGUGUGCAAAUUAAACUGGAAUUACUCCAACGCAAGUUGUGGACAGCUACACAGCAGUGCAGUGGUGUAGAAGGUCUGUGUCCCUUGAACUGUCAGGAUGACACUCUGAACUGCUACCUAAUUGACAACAAUGGCUUCAUUCUUGUUUCUAAGCUCACCAAACAGACUGGAAUUUUUUUGGGUGAAGUGGAUGGCUCUAUUAUGACCCAACUCCUUAACAUGGGAAUGUUCAAACAGGUGAAAAUGUAUGAUUACCAAGCCAUGUGUAAAACGCACCACCACCACCACAGCGGGGCUCGUCCUCUUCUCAGUCCAAUUUAUGCCUUCUUGGCAGCAGUAAAGUGGCUGAUAACAGACUUCCUCAUAUUCCUUUUAGAAUUUAACAUAUCUAGCUUCUGGCACUCAGACAACUUGGCAGAUGCGCACAAACAUAAGAAGCACGAUGCACUGCAGCCAUGUGACACAGAAUACCCAGUCUUUGUAUAUGAACCUGCCAUCAAAGAGACAAAUGGAAUCAUUGAAUGUGGAGACUGUCAGAAGAUGUUUGUGGUACAGCAAAUUACCAAAAGCAACCUCCUGCUUCUGGUUACGGAUGCUGCCUGUGACUGCAGUAUCUUCCCACCUGUCCUGCUGCAACAUAAAGAAGUCAAAUAUAACGCUUCAGUGAAAUGCGACAGAAUGCGCUCCCAGAAACUGAGACGGCGGCCAGACACCUGCCAUGCAUUUCAUCCUGAGGAAAACGCCCAGGACUGUGGAGGAGCUGCAGAGAUUUCCGCCUCGCUGCCCUUACUUCUCCUUCUCCUGGGAACGACAGCUUUUCUUCUUCACUGA
Molecule: messenger RNA, 3135 nt
Organism: Euleptes europaea (tarantolino)
Lineage: Eukaryota; Metazoa; Chordata; Lepidosauria; Squamata; Sphaerodactylidae
Gene: CACNA2D4
Product: calcium voltage-gated channel auxiliary subunit alpha2delta 4
Exons: 36
Coding region: 13-3135 (1040 amino acids)
Cellular component (GO): voltage-gated calcium channel complex
Molecular function (GO): voltage-gated calcium channel activity
Source: RefSeq, a predicted model, not a curated record